Messenger RNA from Hyposmocoma kahamanoa, 956 nucleotides. RefSeq lists its product as uncharacterized. The coding region runs from base 1 to 666 and encodes 221 amino acids. The transcript has a single exon. The record is from RefSeq and is a predicted model, not a curated record. Lineage: Eukaryota; Metazoa; Arthropoda; Insecta; Lepidoptera; Cosmopterigidae. Gene Ontology annotation, molecular function: DNA binding.
AUGAAAAAUACCAAAAGUGGGUCUUCUGCUUCUCAUAAAACUCCCUAUAUUUAUUUUAAACAGCUGUUGUUUUUGAAGAAUACUGUUGGUAAUUUAAACCCAGAGAGUAGCAUUACGGAAGAAGAAAAGUCGACAACUGAUCAAGAACCUUUAGGACCGUACUCUAGGGAAAAUAUAGUGGGAAGAAAGAAGAAAAAACCUUCAGAUGAUGGCACAAGGGAAUUAUUGGAAACAUUGAACAAAUGUAUUGAUACUCGUAAAAAUAACGCGGACAUUUUGGAACGAGAUGAGGACAGAAUGUUCCUGCUGUCCCUUUUAUCGUCUUUUAGGAAAAUUCCCGAACACAAAAAACCAGCAGCGAAAAUUCAAUUAAUCACAAUGAUCGAUUCAUUCGGAACCAGUACGCCAAAUAACGUAUAUCCAAACUCCGUUUGGCGUAAUUAUAACGAGUUCGAGUAUGAGCGUGGCUAUUUCACACCAGAGGCCGGGUCUUCUACAGCUACAGCACGAAGUCAAACAGCACGGUUACGCUCUGAAGCACCAACACAACAGAAUUACUAUACUCUACCAACUUCAGUUCCUUCACCGCAAGAACGCCCAGAGUCGCAAGUUUCUACUGCCACUUCAAGUGCCUCGCAAGAUUCUGAUUAUUUGGACUUAUUUUGAAUCUUUAUUUUAUUUUUUUGUGCUUUGAAUUUAAAAUUAGUUUAUAUAGUAUUGAUUCAGUUAAACAAUAAAUACAUGAUGUCAAAUUAUUUUAUUUUAUUUAUUUUAUUAUUACUGAAAUUACAGCAUCAAUGUUACAAAAUUUACAAUUUAUUUUUAACUAGCUGACUCAUGACAGUGAAAUGACAGUGACACUGACAUAGGCACGGUAGUGCCACUGCAACUCGAGCAAGCACUGUUACUUAAACGCUCUGGUUUUAAAAUAAUGAAGUUUACACUUACCUUAGAGU